Messenger RNA from Andrographis paniculata, 1037 nucleotides. RefSeq lists its product as uncharacterized. The record is from RefSeq and is a predicted model, not a curated record. NCBI's taxonomy places the organism in Eukaryota, Viridiplantae, Streptophyta, Magnoliopsida, Lamiales, Acanthaceae. The transcript has a single exon. Bases 127 to 828 code for a protein of 233 amino acids.
AAAAAAGAAGGAAUGGAAAGCAAAAAUCAAGAAACAUGACAGCCUGUGGUAUCCUCAACCUAAACCACAUAUCUUCCACUUCUUGAAUCCAUUCCGCCAUGGAAUUGGAAGCUCAUAAUCAAAUCCAUGAACCCCAUUAAUGAUCCCAAAACAUUCCCACCUGCACCAGAAUCAUCUCCCAAUUCAAAAGGGUUUCAUCUUCCCACAAAAAAUAAUCAUUUUCUUGGCAGCCAUGGAAGCACCAGCAGAAGCAUCUUCAACCUGCAGGAGGAGAAUAACAAUAAUAACAAUAAUUAUAAUUACAAUAUCAACAAAAAGUACCCUUCUUCCCCUCCCGUCAAUUCCAAUUAUUACCACAAUUAUUCCCUUUGCACAGAGGGUUUGGGAUUCGAGAGCUCCGAUGACGUCGAGGGUUUGUUCGAAACCUGCGGCGAUGAUGAUAACGCCACGAGUCGUCUCCACAAUCAAUACGAUGAGGGAAGAGAUGGGUCGACAGAAAUUGCAGAGAUGGAGGAGGAAGAUGACGAGGAAGCUUCGAAGAGAGGUAAUGAAAAAUCGAGGGCUUCAUUUCCUCCCCCAAUUUCUUGUAUUGGCAGAAAUGGGAAGCCAUGGGUGAGCUUCAAAGCUUUCAGACAAGAAGGGAGAUUCAUUCUCAAGGAAAUUAGGGUUCCUACACAGGAGUUCUUGCAGGCCUGCCGCGAGAAUGGACGGCUCAGAUUGCAGUUUGUUCAAUCCGACGAUGAGGAUGACGAGGAGGAUGAACUUAGGGAAGACAGUAAUGGUGAACAAGAUCAUAAUGAAGGGGACAACCUACGAGUUGGGAAUUAAUUAAAUUGGAUUUUCCAUUUGAGAUUAUUGAAUCUUCAUCUUUUUAAUUAUUAAAUUCCCUUUUUUAUUUUUGUUUUCUUCAACAUCUGCGUAAUUUGUGUGUAAUUUUUCUGGAGGAAUUUCAGAUUAAUGAACAUGAAAUAGCCAGAAUUCAAUCAAUUGUACAGUUUCUAAGUUCUAUGAUCUUUUGUUAUUUAUUUAUUUAUUUU